AAAAAUGAGAAGGAAUUUGUCACCGGGAAUCUCAAACACAGCAUGCCAGUUUUGCUGUCUCUGUCUGGAUAUUUAAGAAGUGGAGCAAGGGAUUCAAUCGAAUAUCCUUCCUACUCAGACUGUGGGGAGGGAUUCACUCGACCAUCCUUCCUGCUCAGACUGUGGGGAGGGAUUUAUUCAGUCAUCGCAAUUGAAGGUACAUCAGCAAGUUCACACUGGGCAAGGCCAUUCAUCUGUUCUGUGUGUGAGAAAGGAUUCAGUUGGACCUGUGGACACACCAGUCAGUUCACACCACACCAGGCAGAGGCUGGUGAUCUGUUGAAUUUCUGGGAAAGUAUUCACUCAGUCAUUUGACCUAAUGGCUCACCAGCAAGUUCACACUGGGGAGAAGCCGUUCACCUGUUCAGUCUGUGGGAAGGGAUUCAAUCAGGCAUCCAACCUACGGAGACAUCAGCGAGUUCACACCGGGGAGAAGCCAUUCACCUGUUCAGUCUGUGGGAAGGGAUUCACUCAGACAUCCAACCUACGGAGACAUCAGCGAGUUCAUACUGGGGAGAAGCCAUUCACCUGCUCAGAAUGUGGGAAAGGAUUCAGUGAGUUAUCCAACCUACUGGUACAUCAGCGAGUUCACACUGGGGAGAAGCCGUUCACCUGCUCAGAAUGUGGGAAAGGAUUCAGUGAGUUAUACAGCCUACUGAGACAUCAGCGAGUUCACACUGGGGAGAAGCCGUUCACCUGCUCAGAAUGUGGGAAAGGAUUCCGUGAGUUAUCCAGCCAACUGAGACAUCAUCGAGUUCACACUGGGGCAAAGCCAUUCACCUGCUCAGAAUGUGGGAAAGGAUUUACUGAUUCAUCCACCCUACAGAGUCAUCAGCGACUUCACACUGGGGAGAAGCCGUUCACCUGUUCAGAAUGUGGGAAGAGUUUUAUGCAGUUAUCCCAAGUACAGAGUCAUCUGCGAGUUCACACUGGGGAGAAGCCAUUCACCUGCUCAGACUGUGGGAGCAGAUUCACUCAUUUAUCCAGCCUACAGAGACAUCAGCGAGUUCACACUGGGGAGAAGCCGUUCAUCUGUUCAGUCUGUGGGAAGAGAUUCACAGAGUCAUCCCACCUACAGAGUCAUCAGCGAGUUCACACUGGGGAGAAGCCGUUCACCUGCUCAGUCUGUGGGAAGGGAUUCACUGAUCCAUCCAACCUACAGAGUCAUCAGCGAGUUCACACUGGGGAGAAGCCGUUCACCUGUUCAGAAUGUGGGAAGAGAUUUACUCAGUCAUCCCAACUACAGAGUCAUCAGCGAGUUCACACUGGGGAGAGACCAUUCACCUGUUCAGAAUGUGGGAAAGGAUUUACUCAGUCAUCCCACCUGCAGAGUCAUCAACAAAUUCACACUGGGGAGAAGCCGUUCACCUGCUCAGAAUGUGGGAAGGGAUUCACUCAAUCUUCCACCCUACUGAGACAUGAGCGUGUUCACACUGGUGAGAAGCCAUUCAAUUGCACAGAAUGUGGGAAACGGUUCACUCUGUCAUCCCACCUUCUGGAACACCAGCGAGUUCACACUGGGGAGAAGCCGUUCCCCUGCUCAGAAUGUGGGAAGAGAUUCACUCGCUCCUCCGACCAACAGAGUCAUCAGCGAGUUCACACUGGGGAGAAGCCAUUCAUCUGCUUCAUCUGUGGGAAGAGAUUCACUGAGUCAUUCCGAUUACUGGAACAUCAGCGAGCUCACACUGGAGAGAAGCCAUUCAUCUGCUCAGAAUGUGGGAAGAGAUUCAGUCGCUCUUCCACACUACAGAGACAUCAGCGAGUUCACACUGGAGAGGAGCCAUUUACCUGCUGAGAAUGUGGGAUAGGAUUCACUCAGUCACCCCAACUACUGGCACACCAGUCAGUUGUUAUGAAUCCCUAGGUUUUGUUUGCUGUGGACUGUCAUUUUAAGAGAGAGAGAUUAAGAAGGUGAAUCAGUCUGAUUUGCAGCUUGUUUACAUCACUCCCAGCUUGUUUAGUUUUAGCUGAGGACACAGACACUCAGAGUCAGGAGAUGAAGGAGGAAAAAUGGAAGGAUCGAUACAAGGGAAAUAGGU
Molecule: messenger RNA, 2078 nt
Organism: Hypanus sabinus (Atlantic stingray)
Lineage: Eukaryota; Metazoa; Chordata; Chondrichthyes; Myliobatiformes; Dasyatidae
Product: gastrula zinc finger protein XlCGF26.1-like
Exons: 1
Coding region: 359-1834 (491 amino acids)
Biological process (GO): negative regulation of transcription by RNA polymerase II
Molecular function (GO): DNA-binding transcription repressor activity, RNA polymerase II-specific
Source: RefSeq, a predicted model, not a curated record